UUCUGUGCUUUAUCCCCCCAUUUUUGCUGAUCUGGGAUUUUUCAGAGGACGCCUACAAAAUCCGGAUCCGCAUCGACGACGAACCGGCCAACCUGGACAUCCUGGACACGGCGGGCCAGGCGGAGUUCACAGCCAUGAGGGAUCAGUACAUGCGUGCUGGUGAGGGGUUCAUCAUCUGUUACUCCAUCACGGACCGGCGCAGUUUCCACGAGGUUCGCGAUUUCAAGCAGCUCAUUUACCGCGUGCGCCGCAACGACGACACCCCCGUGGUGCUGGUGGGCAACAAAUCCGACCUCAGCCAGCUCAGACAG
Malurus melanocephalus (red-backed fairy wren) is the source of this 311-nucleotide messenger RNA. Its product is annotated as GTP-binding protein Rit1-like. The record is from RefSeq and is a predicted model, not a curated record. The transcript has 2 exons. Gene Ontology annotation, cellular component: plasma membrane. Lineage: Eukaryota; Metazoa; Chordata; Aves; Passeriformes; Maluridae. Gene Ontology annotation, biological process: Ras protein signal transduction. The annotation marks the transcript as partial. Gene Ontology annotation, molecular function: calmodulin binding; GDP binding; GTP binding.